CCUUCAUUUCCUGCAGGCAAAUAUAUUCUCAGGAAGUUUUGCUCUACCGGUGUGAAUGUUAACUACUUAUUUGCGCCUCGUAUGUAAAUGUGUUUGAAGGCGGUUUUGUGGUGUGACUGCGGCUGCAUUUAAACCUCGGCGAUGGGAAACGCUACCCCAUAAACAGUGAAAAGAGUUUCACUGUUUCACGUUUGACCAUGAUGAGCAUCCUCAUUACGCUGAUGACUUUCCUCCUCUUCCUCAGCGCCGUCGGCACGGCAACUGGACCCGGAUCGGUUCUGUCAGUCAAAAGCCAACAUGUGAAAUUUGGUCUCACCUGGAAAGAUGCACAAGACUUCUGCAGACAAAAAGACUUGGACUUGGCCACCGUCUACAACCAGGCACAUGCAAACAGCCUGUAUCUGCUAGACUAUAAAGCCUGGAUUGGUCUGCACAGAGAAACACCAAACAACUGGAAGUGGAUCGACGGAGGACAUUAUGAGUUCGACUGGGAGUCAAAUGAAGGAAAUAAUAAUAAUAAAAACUGCGCUGUACUCGGCUACAAUUACUACUAUGACAGAAGGAUUUAUAGCAGACAGUGUGACAUGAAAUCAUUCUCUGCAUGUCGGGCAAUAAAAAGCAGCACUACAAACAUAAUACAGGAGAUGAUGACGUGGUCUGAGGCGAAGGACCACUGCAUGAAAAUCAAUCAGGAGCUGGCAACUUUUACAAAGGACGAAAUGAAGUAUUUCAAUGGGCAAGACUUUCCCAUCUGGAUCGGACUUCACAGACAUGACAGCUCUUGGAAAUGGAGUUCAGGCCUCGAGGAGGACAAACACUGGAAACUAAAGCCGAGUGACAACAAGGACUGUGUAACCAUCACUUCAAAAUCAAAGACGCUGGCUGCCAAAAACUGCCAGACUCUUCAUCCGUCCUUCUGCAUGAAGGACAACGGGAUCCUGGUGAAGGAGAAUAAGAGCUGGGAGGAGGCGUUUGAGCACUGCCAAGGCCUUGGACUCAACAGCAACCUUCGCUUCAAUCUGCUCAGCGUGGAGCCUGGAGAUGAACACAAAUAUGUGGUGAACAGAAUAACGGCGGCAGACACCGAAGAGGUUUGGACUGGUCUGCGUUUCCUGGGAGAUGAAUGGCUGUGGAUAAAUGGGAGAAAUGUGUUGUACUCUGACCUGCUGAAAUGCCCCCCCCAGGGGCGGCACUGUGGGGCCAUAUCUAAGACCGGCAGCAGCACCGUGGAGGCCAGAGACUGCCAAGAGAGGAAAAACUUCCUCUGCUACAGCUACUAAUGCCACCAAAAUCCUCUAAAAACCUGAGUGUCUCUGCAGCAAACAUCCUGCAGAAAUGUCCAGCCAUCGUCUCGAAACGCUAGAUUCAGAAUAUGAGUUAUCAGAAACAUGCAUAACUACGUAUCUAAGUUAUUAGUCAUUAGUUGAAAGUUAAAUAAUCUGUCAGAGUUAGACUGAAUGACUGACAGGAUUUUACUGAUAGAAAUUUAAGGCGACCAAAAUACUCUACUAUUCUUAGAAAGUAUUCUGCGUGUCUUUUAAUGUUUUAAGUUUUUAAAAAUGCCUUUAUCUUUGGAGAAAGUGUCUAAAAAUGUUUAGGUCUGUGAAUAAGUUACUGUGGUCAUCAUGAUUUCUUUAAAAACAGAAUAAAAAUGACUAAAAAUAAUCCAUCACACCUUUUCUCUAAGUCAGCAGUUAAAAAAAUCAAUUUAUCUAAAGACUUUAAAAUGAUCAUAGAUUCAGUUAUGAAAUAAAUGUUAUUGAUAAGUGAUGAUUGUGUUUCUCUUUAAUUUCCUACUGUGCUCAAAUUUUCCACAGAAGUGUGAAUUGUACUGAUAAUGAAUCAUAAUAAGGAUCUCAUGUGUAAGAUUGAUCCUUAAAAGUGACCUUUUAUGCUUCAAACAUGUAAAAUCUUUUCCAUAAAAUAAUUUUUAGAUAAUUAGGUUUUUGUUUGGUCAGUUCUGCCUAUAUCAAGCUUCUGUUUUAGAGCCUUCUGUCACUUUAAAUUCAAAUAAUCUGCUGCUAGCCACGCCCCCAAACUCAAUGUUUACAUUUGACGUUUAUAUAUGUGAAAAUGGUUGAAAACAGAAGUGCCAUUAUACAACUGUACAGCUUUGAAAAGCAGAAGUAACACCUCCUGCACAACCAGCAAAAACUAGUUAUGGACUACUUAUACUUAUGAAACAUUAAGAACCAAUUUGUAGUUUUGUUUGUACUUCCUUCU
This is a messenger RNA of Gambusia affinis (western mosquitofish), 2223 nucleotides long. RefSeq names its product C-type mannose receptor 2-like. The coding region runs from base 198 to 1280 and encodes 360 amino acids. The record is from RefSeq and is a predicted model, not a curated record. Lineage: Eukaryota; Metazoa; Chordata; Actinopteri; Cyprinodontiformes; Poeciliidae. The transcript has 5 exons.